ACGGAGUUCAGCGGAUAUCCUCAUAGACCAAUCAUAAUACAAAAUCCACACGGUAAAAUUCUUCGUGAUGUAGGCCUAUUACAGCCUAGAACGCGAAUAUUGCAAUAGAUAAUUUUGCAAAAGUCAGAAGAAUACACGUAAAGUUGCAAGUUCCUGUGCUAAUGCUGAGCAGUUAACAGGAAGGUACAAACAACUUUUUGAUACGGUGAGUCAGGAUGUAUCGUGGCAGACCUCCAUUCCGAGGUCCACCGCCGUCUCAUGGCCCGGAUCCCCGAGGUGCGCAUCCAAGUCAUGGGCACCCUGGACCAGACCGACCCUACUCCCGCCCGUCCUAUCGAGACGACAGAGACAGAGGUCGGAACGGAUAUAACAAUUAUCGCGACCAUCCAGACUCUUAUCACCGAUCUCCGCCGCACCGAAGGUAUUCGCCUGGGUCAGGAAGAGGACCUGCAGACGAUUGGGGUGGUGGGCCCCCUCCAAGAGAUCAUUACAAUCAGCGUCGCACACCGUCUCCUCCCCGUGGUGGUCUCCCAGUUGACCACAGUCUUGUUAUCACGGUGGGCAACGACCUGACAGCGCCUCCCGGCUCCCGUGGCCCCGACCCUUAUGUCAGAGAUUACCAUGCAGGGGAUCCCUUGUACAAGCCUCCGAGAGGCUCCAGCUACGAUCGGCCAGACGACCGGGGCGCGAGGCGGCGUAGCUCCAGUAGGGGGCGCAGCCGUUCUCCUGACCGAAGCCGAGCUCGCAGCCGCGUACAUAGUCGUAGCCGCUCUGCGGAUCGCAACCGAGGCCGCAGCAAGAGUCGAGCCCGCAGCAAGAGCCGAGCCCGCAGCAAGAGCCGUGCCCGCAGCAAGAGUCGAGCCCGCAGCAAGAGCCGCGUGCGCAGUAGGAGUCGGAGUCGGAGCAGAGGGCGCAGUCAAGCGCGCAGCCGAGCACAGAGCAGGGCACGCAGUCGAGCACGCAGCAAGAGCCGUCCCCUUAGCAGGAGUCGAUCUCGGAGCAGAGGCCGCAGCCACAGCCGGGGCAGAAGCCGGAGCAGGAGCCGGAGUCGAGGACGCAGUCGUGCUCGGAGCCGGGCGAGGACCAGGAGCCGCAGCAGGAGCAGGAGCAGCAGCGCUGGGUCUCACAGACGCAAGCCAGACGACUUCCAGGAGCUGGAGCGUGCGCGCAGACGCAAGGAGCUGGAGGACAUCAUGAACAUGCCCACCAAGUCCAUCCUGAAGAGACGCAUGGACUCCUCAGAGACCGACUCCCCCUUAGUUACGCAGAACUGUGAUUCUCCACGAGACCCGGACCACAUCCUGGCGGCCAUCACGUCGUCCGGUCUGGACCCCGCCCUGCUGAUGUCCGUGCUGGGGGAGCUGAAGGACGGCCCCCCUCUCGCCAACGCCGCCGCGUUCGAGGACAUGCUGACGCGGCUCCAGCCAGCAGGGGGCGACGGGUUUGCGGGCGAGUCGGGCGAUGGCGGCGGCGAGGGCCUGAACAAGCUGCUGGGCCUCCUGGAGGACAUGGCCAGCGCCAAGAGGGACGAGCGCCAGAAGACCCUUGCCGAGAUCGAGGACGAGGAGAAGUUCCUGUAUGGAGACGAAGAGGAAGAGGAUGCGAAGGCUCGUCUGACGGCGAUGGACAUGUUUGCGGAGAGCAGGCCUGAGCCUCCUCAGCCCUACGGGGCCCCAAACCCGGCCAUGGCGGCCCCCGUGUACCUGCAGAGCCGCAGUGAGGUCCUGGCGUCUCCGCCCUCCGCUCCUCCUCCUCCUCCUCCUCCUCACGCGCUCCACAGCCACUCCCAGCCCCGCGAGUCCCGGCGCCUCCAGCACAGCCCGUCUCCGGAGAGAAGGGACCAAGAGCGGAGAGAGCGGGCGCUCCCGGAUGAGUACCCUCCGGGCGUGGGGCCGAACGACGCCAAGGACCGGCAGGAGGUGGAGGAGUACGAGAAGAUCCAGGACCUGCUGAAGACCAUCGGCCUGGACCUGGGAGUCACUGAGAUCAGCAAGAUGGCCACGCGCACCAAGGAGAGGCUGCAGGGCAGCAAGCCGCCCCCCCCCCCGCCGAGGUCGCCCGAGAGGUCGAAGAAAGACCGCCGGCACCAGAGGGGCUCGAGUCACAGCGGCAGCGGCAGCGGUAGCCGCAGCGGUAGCAGUAGCAGCAACAGCAGCAGCUCCAGCCGAAGCAGCAGGAGCUCCAGUCAAAGCUCAGGCAGCAGCAGGAAUAGUAACAGCUGGAGCCGCCGGCACAGGCCAGAACGCACCCCUCCGUCGGAACGUCGCACUUCCCACGGCCGCUCCCAGGGCCGCAAGUCUCCGGCGCCGAAAGAGGAGCGCAGCCGUGGACGCCCCACCCCCGCUCCAGCCAAGAGCGCCACCUCCAGUCAGGCCCCGGAAACGCAGGCCCCACCGCCGCCUCCUCCUCAGGCCAUCCCGCGCCUCGGAGUGCACCAGGCCCACCCGGUGCCCGUCUACCCGCCCACACAAGCCCAUGCCAUGCCCCAUCCCAACUACCCCCCUCCGGGGUACGACCAGUACGGCAACUACGUGCCCUACAUGGGGCAGGGCUGGCCCAUGUACCCCCCUCCCCCCCUGGGCCCUGGCAUGAUGCCACCCCAGGGGGCAUCACACGUGGAGUACAGCAGCCCCUACCUGAAGGUCAUCGAGACGGUGCCAGCUGACGGCAACGACGCCAAGAAACAGGAGAAAAAACCUCUGAAUAUGGGGAGACCAGAGAGAGCCCAUGAGAAGGACCCGUCCAAAGACUUGUACAGCCAGGAGAAGGUGGAGGAGCAGAAGGAGAAGGUUCUGGAGGAACGAGAGAAGCUGCGGAAGGACAGAGAGAGCCGUGUGAAGAAGAAGGAGUACCUCCUGAAGGAGCUGGAGCGACUGCGAAAGCAGCAAGGCGAGCUCCUGCGCAAGAAGAGGCGGGAGAAGGAUGGCCACAAGGACCCGCUGCUGAUGGAGCUGAGCCGGCUGCAGGAGGACGUCAUGGGCCAGAUCUCCAUGCUGCGCUGCUCCAACGACGAGACCGACAGGAAGCUGGCGGAGCUGGAGAAGGUGGCGCUCAUCCUGGGCCUGCGCGCCUCCGACCGGCCGCGCCGCGACCCCCGCGAACCCCGUGCCUCAGGGGACCCCGCUCCCCGGCCGGCCCCCGAGGACAAGCACCACGGCCGGGCACGCAGCCGCGAGAGGUCCCCCGCACACCAGCCCUCCACCUCCAGCGCCAGCGCCCCUGUCUCUAAGGCAUCUACGUCAACUUCGAGAGCAACUACGGAGACUCCAAAGGCUCAAUCGAGAGCAACUACGGAGACUCCGAAGGCUCAAGUCAGCACCCCUGCUCCCGUGAAAACUGUAGACCAAUAUGAGUACUAUGACGCGGGGAACCACUGGUGCAAAAAUUGUAACAUCACAUGCGGCGCCAUGUUUGAUUUUUUCACACACUUGCACAGCAAGUCACACAGAAAGUCUCAAGACCCCUAUGACAGACCCUGGGCCCCCGACACAUCCAGCGUCGAAAAGAAGAAACAAAGUGGCGUUGAGAAGAUCACUAAGCCAGCCAAAGGCUCUGAGUUUUUGAUGGCUGUGAGGGGAUUUUACUGCCAGCUGUGCAAGGAGUUCUUCGGAGACCCAAUCUGUGCUGAGGAGCAUGUGACUAGCCAUGCACAUAAUGAGAAAUACAAGCAACGGAUGUACGAGAAUCCACUGUAUGAACAGCGUCGAAACUUGGACCGCCAGGCCGGAAUGACCAUAAGCUCGGAGUCCAAACACGCGGAACAGAAGCGCAAACAGGAGGCAGAGCAUUCCCGCGAGGAGUUCCUGAAGCGCUCCAAACAUGGCAAGGAGGAGGAACAACGUCCAACCAAGCAGCAGAAAGAAGAGGAGACCCCGACUACGAAACCACGAUACGUACGCGAGGAGGUGAAGAAACCAGCGUACGAUCCUGAGGACGAGGACGGCAAGUUCAAGAACAGCCGCAGGGAACAGAAAGAGGAGAAACCCAGAUACAGUAAGAGGGAGGAAGAGGAGGAUAGGCCCAAAUAUGGGCGCAUGGAGGAAGAGGAGGACAGGCCCAAAUAUGGGCGGAGGGAGGAAGAGGAAGAUAGGCCCAAAUAUGGGCGUAUGGAGGAAGAGGAGGACAGACCAAAAUACAGCAGAAGAGAGGAGGAAGAGGUGCGGCCCAAGUACAUGAAGAAAGAGAAGGAGGAAGAGGAGAGGAAAUCCAAAUACAGCAAAAAGGAGGAGGGUGAAGGGCGGUCCAAGUACAGCCAGAGAGACGAGGAAGAGACGCGGUCCAAGUACAGCAGACGUGCGGAGGACGACAGCAGCAGAGGCAAACACAGCAAGCAGCAGCAGGACGAGGAGCAGCAGCGGAACCGGUACGCCCGCGAGGAAGACGAGCGAGCCUCGUACGGCAAAGCAGACGACCGGGGGAAGUACGGGCGCGCCGCCGAGAAAAGGCCCCGGCACAGCCAGGAGGAGCCGGAGCGGAAGCCCAAGUACGGAAAGUGGGAGGACGAAGAGGACGAGGUGAAACCCAAGUGGACGAGAGAGGAGCGAGCGCCAGCUCCGAGGAAAGAGAGGGGUUACAGGAACAAACCGGAAAAGGGCGGGAAAAAAGAGGAAAAGCCAGAGGUCCUGGAAAAACCAGUAGAACCUCCGAAAGUGAUGUGCGGUCCGAGUCCUGCCAUGCUGGCGAAACUGCGCAAGAAGAACGAGGAGGCCAACAAAGGAGGCACAUUCGGGAAGUUCACCUGGAAGAAGCCGCAGAAGUCCAAGCUGGAGAAGGAGGCCGAGCGAAUGGCGGCUCAGUUCAUCAAGGAGGAUGAGGAGGCGGCGAAGGCGGCCGAGCAGGUUAUGCUGAUGGAGCCUGGCGCUGUAGUUGGUGGUGCUGGAGACGCAGAAGAUGGUGAAGAUGCGUUUGCCAGGUCGUUAGCCGCUGCCAAGACAAUUGCCAUCAAGCUGGCUGGGAAGACGGUCCUCCCCACUCCCGCUCCGUGGCAGUCCUUUGGCGUGUCCCCGUCUGCCAUGGUGCUCCGCAAGUCGGCCGCCAACAACCCCUCGCCCGUGAACCCGGCUCUGGCAAUGAAGCCAGUCUCGGUCACCCCGGUCAAAGCACCGACUCCCACUCCCGCCAAAGAGGAAAAGAAGGAUGCCGUGCUGUCCGCAGACGUGAUCUCCAAAGCGUUUGGCGGACAGGAGGUCCAGCUGCCGCCCAUCCACUCAACCCCUCCAGCCACCUCAGACCUCCAGCCUGCCGUCGUUGCUGCACAGCAGAGCGCACCUGCUACAGCAGAACCAGCUCUGGCGCCAGAGCCACAACCAGGAGUGUGUGUGAUGCGCAUGGAGGCGGACGUGGCAGUGCCUGGCGUGUCCGAGUGCGAGCAGGCUCAGGCGGUGGUAGUGUGCCCCCCUCCCAUGCUUCAGAAGCCACCUACCAACAAGAACCCUCCCAGAUCCGUGAAGCCCAAGUCCAGCCUGGCAGCAGCCAAAGCUCAGGACCUCUUUGAUAUCUUCUACAGUGGAGGGUCACCCUUCGGCACCCCGACCUCCAGCACUGCCCCGAAACCAGCCCAGGUCUGCCCCAAAGCUGAUGCAAAGGAUGCCAAGAGUGUGGGCAUCUCUCAGAGCAGUCUGGGGCCGUCUGUAUCCAUGAAGAUGGAGAAACAUACUCCAGUGGUCGUCAUGGAGACUGUCCGUAUGGAGACAGAGGAACCUAUACAGGAAGCCGACAUGGACCCUGUCCAAUCAGAGGCAGUUGCUCCAGUCCAGGAAGUAGUCAUGGACCCUGUCCAUUCAGAGACAGUUGCUCCAUACCAGAAAGUAGUCAUGGACCCUGUCCAUUCAGAGACAGUUGCUCCAUACCAGAAAGUAGCCAUGGACCCUGUCCAUUCAGAGACAGUUGCUCCAGUCAAGGAAGUAGUCAUGGACCCUGUCCAUUCAGAGACAGUUGCUCCAUACCAGGAAGUAACCAUGGACCCUGUCCAUUCAGAGAUAGUUGCUCCAGUCAAGGAAGUAGCCAUGGACCCUGUCCAUUCAGAGACAGUUGCUCCAGUCCAGGAAGUAGCCUUGGACCCUGUCCAAUCAGAGACAGUAGCUCCAGUCCAGGAAGUUACCCUGGACCCUGUCCAAUCAGACACCUUGUCUCCUAUCCAGGAAGUUACAAUGGACCUUAUCCAAUCAGAGACAGUUUCUCCUAUCCAGGAAGUAUCCAUGGACCAUAUCCAGUCAAAAGCUGUUGCUCUGAUGCAGGAAGUGGCUAUGGACCCUGUCCAGUCAGAGACUGUGGACCCUGUCCAAUCAGAGACAGUGGAGUCUGUCCAAUCGGAGGCAGAUGAUCCUAUCCAGCUGGUUGUCAUUGACUCUGUCCAAUUGGAGCCAGAGGACCCUAUCCAGUUAAAGACAGGACACCCUCUCCCAGCAGUCGUCAUGGAACCUAUCCAGUUGGAUUCUGAUUCUGACGACUCCAUCCCACACGCAGUCAUGGAUGCUGUCCACUCUGAGAUAGACAACCCUAUUGUCAUAGAGACGGUUAGUCUGGAGCCAGACGACCCCAGUGCGGAGGACGCCAUGGCGAUAAUCCUGGGCUCCGAUAGCCCGCCUCCUGGCUCCUUCACCGAGCAGAUCAACCUUGACACCUUUGAGUUCAACUUUGAGCCACCAGAAUAAGACCUCCGCUUAAUGGAAAAGCUCUCAAGUGUCUCCACUGCUUUGAUUUUAAAGGAUGGUGAACUUUGUAAAAUACUUGUUUAAAAAAAAAGUGUUUAGUUUUCUUUUUCCCUCUAGCUGGAAUGUGUGAGCUUGAUCAGCUGAAAUUAAGACUUUGUUAAAGGGGGGAGUCUCCCCACAAUGGUACUCGGCUUCCCAAGUUAGAUCUCUUGAUGGACGAUGGACCUUCUAAUUCUAUGACGAGUGCCAGUUUCUCUCUGCACAUGUCCUUUAGCCAGCUGACGUGGUCUGCAUUAGUCCACCGUGUUCUGUGUAAACUGCCGAAAUGUCUGUUUAAAUUUGACCUGAAGGUAAUGUGGAAUAUUAUUUAAACAUUAUCCUUUACUGAUGUUUCACAUGUGUAUGCAUAUUCAGGCUCUACAGCUAAAGAGUGUUCUUUUUUUUCAUUCCUGCUGAGAUGAUUGAGAGACGUUCUUAAAUACAGGUGCAAGGAACUCCCACGUUCCGAAGAGAACAAGGUAUGGCAAGCUGAUGAUGUCACAAGGACCAAAUGCCAUGGUUACGAUCUGAUCGUUCAUCUGCAUCAUAAAGAAUCUGUUUCUUUCUUUACAGCGAUGUCUGGAUGCAAGGAUGGGACUGUAAUAGCCAUUUGGUUUCUGUUGAUGUUUUUGUAAAGAUUUUUGAUUUGAAGCCUGGUUCAGUUUCUCUGCCGGUGUUUAGAAUGUUUAUUGCCACAUAUAAUCAAACGUCCUGCUUAAACUGUACCUGUUGUUGGAAAAUGCUAUUCAAAUAAACACUUCAGACCACA
This is a messenger RNA of Alosa sapidissima (American shad), 7461 nucleotides long. It is a transcript of the gene znf318, whose product is annotated as zinc finger protein 318. Gene Ontology annotation, biological process: positive regulation of DNA-templated transcription; negative regulation of DNA-templated transcription. The record is from RefSeq and is a predicted model, not a curated record. Lineage: Eukaryota; Metazoa; Chordata; Actinopteri; Clupeiformes; Clupeidae. Gene Ontology annotation, cellular component: nucleoplasm. Gene Ontology annotation, molecular function: nucleic acid binding; zinc ion binding.